AUGAUUGAUUCACCCCAAUCCGAGUCGUUAGACAGUCCGUGCUUGUCGACAAAUCCGUUACAAGAAUUGCUAGCAAUGGCUGGCCGAGUGAACGGUCUUCCCGGUCGACCGUUGGUCGCUUUAUUGGAUGGGCGGGAUUGCUCGAUCGAGAUGCCGAUUUUGAAAGAUGUUGCCACUGUGGCGUUCUGUGAUGCACAAAGUACACACGAGAUUCAUGAAAAGGUUCUAAACGAGGCCGUUGCCGCGCUGAUGUGGCAUUCGAUUCAACUCUCUCGAGAAGAUUUGGAGAAAUUUCGAGCGCUGAAAAUUGUAGUUCGAAUAGGCACUGGUGUUGACAAUAUCGAUGUGAAAGCCGCCACUGAGCUUGGUAUUGCUGUUUGUAACACUCCUGGAGAUUGUAUCGAGGAAGUGGCUGAUUCAACGCUUUGUUUGAUUUUAAAUUUGUAUCGCAAAACGUUCUGGUACGCGAAAGCGAUGAAUGAGGGAAAAAGGAUUUCAACAGCUGAGCAAGUGCGCGAGGUUGGGGCUGGUGCGCGGCGGAUUCGUGAUGAAACUCUUGGAUUGAUAGGCUGUGGUCGAAUCGGCUCAGCUGUUGCGAUUAGAGGGAAAGCUUUCGGGAUGAAAGUGAUCUUCUACGAUCCUCAUCAACCAGAAGGAUAUGAAAAAGCUUUAGGCAUUGAAAGAUGCCACUCACUAGACGAUCUCUUGUACAAAGCGGAUUGCAUUUCGUUGCAUUGCACACUAUUAGAAGAAACACGGCAGAUCAUCAACGAGCACACAAUAAAACAAAUGAAACAAGGGAGUAUGAUUGUGAAUACAUCAGCUGCUGGAUUGAUAAAUGAAGCCGAUUUGGCGAUGGCGUUGAAAUCCGGACAUCUUCGGGCUGCUGCUUUGGAUUGUCACGAGUCAGCUUUUGACUCAAAUAUUUCUCCAAUGCUUGCGAAUUGCCCAAAUUUGAUCAACACUCCUCAUGCUUCUUGGUAUUCUGAGGCUUCAUCAAAAGAGCUACGAGUAUCAGCGGCAAAAGAGAUUCGACGAGCAAUCACUGGCCGAUCGCCACAAGAUUUGACAAACUGUGUGAACAAGGAUGAGCUUUUGGCGGCUGCACCUGGACCAUCAAAUUCGAGAAGAGGAGCCACAGCUACAGCCACUGUUCACGCUCAACCUGGCCCCUCUGGAUUCAAUCCAGGAGCGCUUGGAGCAAUCGGAAACUUUAGCUUUAAUGGUCUUCCCCAAAUGGGCUCUUUCCCAUACGGAAAUCCAUUGUUGGCGAUGACAGCCGGUGGAAUGAUAAAUCCUUUAUUGAUGAACUCUGGAAAUCCGUUGGCACAAUUCUCGGCAGCAUCCGGUUCACCAGCUACAGCCGCUUUGAGUUCACUUGCAGCCGCGGCUUCAGGUCAAAUGCCGAGUAGUCCAGCGAGGGGAAGUCCUAGGCCAAAAUCGUCAAACACUCCGAGCAUAAAAGGUGGAUCCCCAGCUGUGAACGGAAACAGCUCUGAUGCUGGCGGUUCGUCCCCAUCUGAUGCGCCUACUCCAUCCGUUUCCAGUAAUACAACAGCUCCAGCUAAUGAGGAUUUGAAAAAGGUAAAGGAAGAGCCAAGCGUGAAUGGCUCAGACUCCGGUGCUCUCGAGAUCGACUCAAGU
Molecule: messenger RNA, 1644 nt
Organism: Mesorhabditis belari
Lineage: Eukaryota; Metazoa; Nematoda; Chromadorea; Rhabditida; Rhabditidae
Source: the annotation of a GenBank genome assembly